AUAUUUUAUAGCUACUUCAUGGAGCAGCAAAUUCCAAAAUGGGCAAUUUUCAUGCAAGGAUAGAUAAGAUAAUUUAACAUGUAGGGAAGCAAACCCAUCUAAAACCCAUCGGCACAAAUCCCCAAAUUUCCGGCAGGUGGCAAUCUCUCCUUCCACCGCCACUGCCGGAAUCCACCAUUUUACUAAAACACCCUUCGACAAACUUACGAAAACACCCCUGAUGCAAAAUCCAAUAUUUAAAUCACUUCCACAGUCAGUUUCGCACUCAUUGUUUUCUCCAUCUCUUACCAUCAUUGUGCCCAAAAGGAGAACAGCUAGGGCAAUAAUGCCUUGUACUUCGCUAGUUGAAUCCAGCGACGGCAACGGAGCUGUGCGUAGUUUCAAACUGAAAGAGUCAACUUUCCUUGCUGCUCAAAUGCCGAAGAAAGAGAUUGCUGCUGAUCGGUUCAUCGAAGCUCAUCCCGAGUACGAUGGUCGCGGUGUCAUCAUUGCUAUUUUCGAUUCUGGAGUUGAUCCCGCUGCGGCUGGAUUACGAGUUACCUCUGAUGGAAAGCCGAAGGUCAUUGAUGUUAUAGAUUGUACUGGGAGCGGAGAUGUUGAUACUUCUACAGUGGUAAAGGCUGAUGACAAUUGUUGUAUUACUGGAGCUUCUGGGGCUUCUCUUGUCAUAAAUUCUUCGUGGAAGAAUCCAUCUGGUGAGUGGCAUGUUGGCUGCAAAUUGGUGUAUGAGCUCUUUACUGAUACACUGACCUCUCGAGUAAAGAAAGAACGAAAGAGAAGGUGGGAUGAGAAAAAUCAAGAAGCAAUAGCAGAGGCUGUAAAGCAGCUUGAUCAAUUUGAUAAGGUUCUCCACCAUCUCUGUGAUUAUUUCCUUCAAUAACCUCAUAUUUUGAUAAAUUGCAAAUGUAGAGGUCAUCAACUUAUUUGCAGUGAGCAUCUUC
Messenger RNA from Solanum lycopersicum (tomato), 941 nucleotides. Lineage: Eukaryota; Viridiplantae; Streptophyta; Magnoliopsida; Solanales; Solanaceae. The record is from RefSeq and is a predicted model, not a curated record.